Messenger RNA from Orbicella faveolata, 1095 nucleotides. Its product is annotated as transcription elongation factor SPT6-like. The record is from RefSeq and is a predicted model, not a curated record. Gene Ontology annotation, molecular function: DNA binding; nucleosome binding; histone binding. NCBI's taxonomy places the organism in Eukaryota, Metazoa, Cnidaria, Anthozoa, Scleractinia, Merulinidae. Gene Ontology annotation, biological process: nucleosome organization; transcription elongation-coupled chromatin remodeling; transcription elongation by RNA polymerase II. Gene Ontology annotation, cellular component: transcription elongation factor complex.
UCGUCUUUAGUUUUCGCCAUUUUGCUAUCUUCUCUCGAAUCCUCCCAACGCUUCUUUCCCUCGUGUUCGCUUCUUCUUGUGUUACCCUUCGUCAUGUCAAAAUUUGGCGACAGCGAAGCCGAGGAAGACUCUUUAGAUGAAAGUCUCUCAGAAAAAAGCGACGGCGACGAGGACGAAGACGAAGAAGACGACGACGGUGAAGAGGAAGACGAAGGUCGGCCGGAUGAUGCGAACGACAUCAUAAAUGACGAAGAAGAAGAAAGCGGCGGAGACGAAGAAGAUUCUCAUCACGGACAUCAUCAUAGAAAACGUAGAAAGGAUGAGGCCGAAGAGCUGGACGAAGAAGAUUUGUCUUUGAUCGAAGAGAACUUAGGCAUCCGUUUACAGCGGAAAAAGCCUCGUUUAAAGAAAGUGAAAUUGCUUGAUUCUGAUGAAGAAGAGGAGGAACAGGCUGCUGGUGAUUCUGCAGUGACUCAGCGAGAAGCAAUUGCUAAUCAACUCUUUGAGGGUGGUGAAGAUGCUGGUGAGGUUCAAGCAGAACCAGUCCAGCCUGAAGCUGAUGAUACAUAUGCAAACAUAGAAGACUCUGAAUCAGAUGAAGAUGAUGUGGAUGAUUUCAUUGUGGAUGACGAUGGGAACCCUAUAAAUAAACAUUCCAAGAAAAAGCGAAGACUUCCCGGAACAGUGCGAGACUCUGCUCUUAUGGAAGCUCAAGAUAUCUUUGGUCUUGACUUUGAUUUUGACGAAUUUGAGAAGUAUGGAAGAGAUGAUUUCUUGUCAGAAGAGGAUGAGGAUGAAUAUGAAGAAGAGGAUGAAGAAGAUGGUGCACUAAGAAGACCAAAAAAGAAGUCAACCAAGAAAUCCAUUUAUGAAGUAUUUGAACCAAGUGAGCUUGAGAAAGGAAUGUUAACCAACAAAGACAAUGAAAUUAGAACUGCAGAUAUUCCUGAAAGAUUUCAGGUAUGCUGCAAGAAAUUGAUUAUUUGUUUUGAAAAGGUGAAGCUUUACGUACUUACUGUAAGGGAUGUAAUAUAUGAAAAACACAAGACACAGUUUAUAAUAAUUUCAACUCAGAGAAGAGAGUUGAACAUAUGA